GUGAACACUAACGAGCAGGUCAACCUCUCGGUUGUUUCGUGGUGAAUACGAGCUUUCUCGUCGAGACGUAACAUAUCACCAGGCUACUAAAUCUUCAGACGAGUACGAAUCUGUUAUCUAACUAAACAAACCAAGAUAAUUGGUCUGUUACAUCGGCGAAUACCUUGAUACCUUUCAAAAGCAAAAGCGAAAAAAAAAAGACAAAAAGACAACAAAACACAAAACCAACGCCAGGAUUUCACUCAACAUGGGUAACAGGAAGACAAAACUGAAGAAAGAAGAAUUGUCCGAGUUGAUGGAAUGUACGCAUUUUACGCAAGGAGAAAUCGAGGAAUGGUACAAAGGUUUCAUGAAGAGUUGCCCUAAUGGGCUGGUAUCCUCCGCAGAUUUUCAAGACAUGUAUUCAGAUUUUUUUGAAGGGGAUGCGUCCGAGUUUGCCAGUCACGUUUUCCGCACAUUUGACUCCGACAAAAGUGGGUUCAUUGAUUUUAAAGAGUUCAUGUACUCGCUUUCAAUAACAUCAAGAGGAAAUCUUGAAGAGAAAUUGGAGUGGGCCUUCAAGAUCUACGAUGUGGAUGGUGAUGGGUACGUAACAAAGCGCGAAAUGGAAGACAUCAUCAGAUCCGUGUAUAAAAUGUACGCAGACAGUCGACUGGGAAGAAAGGAAACGCCAGAACAACGUACGGCGAGGAUCUUUGAAAAGUUUGACUUGAACAAGGAUGGAAAGCUUACCAUAGAAGAGUUCAAGACCGGAGCGAGAAGCGAUCCUUUUCUAGUUUUGAUGAUGCAGUACAAAUCAUUACACGGUCGGAAGGAGUCAGAUCCGUCUAUGUCUCUGGAACAAACGUAUUCGUGAUGAUCGGCCGACGA
This is a messenger RNA of Pocillopora verrucosa, 870 nucleotides long. Its product is annotated as neurocalcin-delta. The record is from RefSeq and is a predicted model, not a curated record. Lineage: Eukaryota; Metazoa; Cnidaria; Anthozoa; Scleractinia; Pocilloporidae. Gene Ontology annotation, molecular function: calcium ion binding.